Molecule: messenger RNA, 924 nt
Organism: Capronia epimyces CBS 606.96
Lineage: Eukaryota; Fungi; Ascomycota; Eurotiomycetes; Chaetothyriales; Herpotrichiellaceae
Exons: 1
Coding region: 1-924 (307 amino acids)
Source: RefSeq, a predicted model, not a curated record
AUGCCCGUUACCGAGAUCUUGCUGUUGCGACAUGGCCAUCGCCUUGCAUGGACACUGAACCCCGUCACAGGAGAAUAUGGUUCAAAUCAUCCUUACCCGACAGGCCUGCCGGCAGAUCCUCCCUUGGCCUCGCAUGGCGUGCAGCAGGCUCGAGAAACGGCGAAACAUCUCGGCAACGUGCUGGCUGAUGUCGCCAGGUCAGACCGACUCAGGAUAUAUUCCAGCCUUUUCUACAGAUGUCUAGAAACCCUGCGACCGACGGCCGAGACACUCCUCGAGAUUAGCCCUCCAGACUCACUCGCGAGAGAACGACUAAAAGUACGAGGUGAGAGAGGCAUUGGGGAAUGGUUCGGUCGUGCAUGGUUUGUCCAACCCAAGCCUGCAGAGCCUUCCAGACUGCGCAAGGAGUUCUUUCACUGGCUGGACGAUCUGUACCACUCCAGGGUUAUUCCGCCAGAACACGGCGAAAGAAUCGAGCCCUUGCACGAUCGUGUUGCCCGAGCACUGGCCCAGAUAGUGCAAGACGUGGAUGAAGAAUACGUUAACGCCGGACGUGGCGAUGAAGAGGUCACACUGCUACUCUGUGGACACGCCGCCCAGAUCAUAGCCAGCGGCAGGGCUUUGACGGGCCAAGUGCCGGAUGACCUGGACGAGGAGGAUUUCAAGUGCUUUACAUGUGGUCUCAGCAAGUUUGUCCGCAGGCAGGGUCCCGUUGCAGGUGAGCCAUAUUACGACGAUGACUGGCGCAACAGUGGAGGCGUCGCCGGCGGAUGGGACUGCAUUCUCAACAGCGACUGUAGUCACUUGUCGCAAGGGGAAGAACGGGGCUGGCAUUUCCAUGGCGAUGAGAGUUUCGAUUCCUAUGAGGCGUCCGGUGGGAUAGGAAUCAAGACCUCCAAUGGAGAGCGUUCGUCAAAAUUAUGA